Messenger RNA from Siniperca chuatsi (mandarin fish), 5296 nucleotides. RefSeq names its product RNA polymerase II elongation factor ELL. Gene Ontology annotation, molecular function: cis-regulatory region sequence-specific DNA binding. The record is from RefSeq and is a predicted model, not a curated record. Bases 20 to 1819 code for a protein of 599 amino acids. Gene Ontology annotation, biological process: positive regulation of transcription elongation by RNA polymerase II; snRNA transcription by RNA polymerase II; transcription elongation by RNA polymerase II. Lineage: Eukaryota; Metazoa; Chordata; Actinopteri; Centrarchiformes; Sinipercidae. Gene Ontology annotation, cellular component: transcription elongation factor complex. The transcript is spliced from 12 exons.
AUAGUGUUCAGUUGUAGAAAUGGCAGCGCUCAGACAGGAGCAUCGGUAUGGGCUCUCCUGUGGGAAAAUCAACAAAAACAACCCGAAUCAAACUCUGUAUCACGUCAAACUCACUGAUACUGCCAUCCGGACCCUCGAAGCCUACCAGAACCUGAAGGCAUCACUAUCAAACCAGCCAGCGAUUUGCUUCAAGGGGAGCCAGGGGUACAUAAAGAUCCCAGCGCCGACCCCUGAAUCUCCUGAUGGAUUCAGAGUCUUCUCGUUCUACCUGUCCAGUGACAGCAAAGAGAAGCCUCAGUCCAGCUUCGACUGCAUUCACCAGUAUGUCUCAGGGGAGGGCAGGGAUCACCUGGAGGGCCAGGGCAGCAUUCAGGACAAGAUCACAGUUUGUGCCACAGACGACUCCUACCAGACAACCCGGGAGCGCAUGUCUCAGGUGGAGAAGGACAUCUGGAGCCGCUCUGCAAUUGAGAUCAAGCCGGGGCCAAGUAAGUGCGUAAAGGUCCAGAGGAAGCAGGGUCUGAUAUCAGGCUCAGAUAGCAGCAACAAGCACUCCCCCAGCAACAAGAGGAGCCUGGUUCCCAGCCCUGUGGCACAUCGGCCCUUGAGGGAUCGCAUCAUUCAUCUCCUGGCCUUAAAGUCCUACAGGAAACCUGAGCUGCUACUGUGGUUGGAGAGGGAGCGGGCCGGUCCAAAGGACAAGGCUGACCUGACCUCAGUACUGGAUGAGGUUGGUAAACUGAACUCUAAAGACCACAGCUACUCUCUGAAGGAUGAGCUCUACAGACACGUCCAGAGAGACUGGCCUGGAUAUCUAGAGGAGGAGAAGCAACUCAUCCAUAGGCUCCUGAUGAGGAAACUUCAGCCACUCCACAGUAGCCAGUUGAAGAGUCCCCAGUCCAACCAUUCAUUCCACAAAACUCCCGGGGACUCUCCUUCACAACUCAGUCCUGCCAAGAAUCUCUCUGUGAAACGCCCAUUGCCCUCGGACCCAUCCAACUGUCAGACCCCCAAAAAACAAAGACUAUUAGACCAGUGUUUGCCUCUGCAGUCGCCCUCUUAUGGAGAUUACAGCACCAAUGGGGCUCGUAGCUCCUCUAGUCAUAGAAAUUCUAGUGUACAGAUCAAACUGGAGUUCGACAAAACCAACAAUCAUCUCCAGGGGAGCCCAAAUCGUCUGUACUCGCCGCACAAACUCAGCAGUUCAACUACUAUUCCUAAACUGGAGAGGACAGAGCCAGCUCCUUCUGCACCUAGCCCUAAGCCCCCACACACUGACACCUCCAUCUGCACUGACCAACAGUUCACCAAUGGCCAGCAUAAAAAGAAGAGGUCCAAAAAGCAUAAAGACAAGGAACGAGAGCGCUUAAAACCAGACUGGAUUGAGACCAGUCCAGAACUGAAGCAGAACCAAGAUAAUCUCAAAGACCAUGAGGGAGAGAAAACACCUGUCAAUCGAACCUCAGCAGAGGAACUGCCGGACUAUUUAAUAAAAUACAGCACCAUAACAGCACUGGAGCAGCGGCAACAGUAUAAGGACGACUUCUGUGCCGAGUAUGAUGAAUACAGAGCUCUUCAUGACCGGAUUGGGGCUAUCACAGACAUGUUUGUUCAGUUGGGCUCAAAGAUCAAUACUCUCUCCCCUGGAACACAAGAGUACAAGCUCAUGGAGGACCAAAUACUACAAAAAUACCGAAAGUACAAGAAAAAGUUUCCUGGGUAUCGGGAAGAGAAGAAGCGAUGCGAGUACCUCCAUCAGAAACUGUCGCAUAUCAAAGUCCUGAUCACAGAUUAUGACCAAGCACAGGAACUCUCCUAGUAACUGGCCUCUGCCCUCAGCAGGGUGUAAUAUGACUGGACCAAAAGACUCCUUAUGGACGCAAAGACUUCCCAGCUUGGUCCUGGAGUCGCUGAGACACUAUUCACUUUACUCCUCCGAGUGUUAACGGAAUCGAGGAGCGAGGUUCUUUUUUCAAAAGUGGGCUGCGACCACCGACUCGUGAUCAAAUGUUGCCCUUUAACAUUAUGGUUUUCAACUAUGAUUAUCGCUGUAAUGGCGGGAUUUUGUUCUGCUGUAAAAUGGUCAGAUGACACAGUGAAAGCCAAAUCCAUUUUUUCUGAAAUGCAAAACAUAUGUGAUCCUUUCCAUCUUAAAUGCAUUUUUUAUGCUGUCCUUUAUCUCGUCAGACGUCAAAAGCGUUGAUUUAUAAAAAGUAUUAAAUUGAUGGUACAAUCAAUCUUAGGGGAAAAAGUGCUACUAAAGUCUUUAUAUUUAACAUAUAGAGGAAUUUGUUUAUUUGUUUAUUUGCUGAUAGAAAGUCAUUAGUUUCAUUAGUUAGCAUUCAUUAGUUAUAGUGAUAAGAUCACAUGACGACAAUAAUAUGGUCAUGCCAUGAACAGUGUAACAAAAUGUAUCAUCCAUACAAAACCUAUAUUUCUGCAGGACUAACACCCUGCAAAGGUUUAACUCAAUGAAAUGAUCCCAAAAUGAAGUUUAACGCAUAAUAUGCAGAGCUGUUUCACAAUGUGCUACAGAAUCUGUGGUCAGGACCAGUUUCUUUAGGCUUUGAUCAUAAGGAAUUUCACCCCGUAGCUUUCUGCCAACUUCCUGUUUCAUUUCUAAGAAAUGUGUGCCACAAAAUCAUUCCUCCCAGUAUCAUAAUGCUGGUUUCAAGAUAGUGCAUGUACACAUUUAGUGUCAGUUUCACCCACAUGUAGCCUACCAUGAACUGCCUUUUCAUUAUCAACUAACAAAUCUCCCAAGUCUUUUGGUUAGUUUGCUGAUACACAGUACAGUGAUCUGUAGAUGAAUGAAUACAAGUUGCUCUUUGAAACAUACAUUUUCACUUUAAAAGCUUACAGGCUAUUUAUCUUUGUAAUCAAGCUUGUCCGAACAUUUUGAUUUACUAUGAUUUUGCUUUGGUUCAAUGAAGUCUUGAUGAUGUUUAAUAUGGGAUUUUAUUGAAUAACAAUAAUUCACUUCAGUGAGUGUUACAUUUUGAUGUUAUUCUGCUGGAUGUGAUAGAGAUGCCUUUAACAAAUUGGACUGGGUAAAUUUUAGCCCCAUGUGUAAAGCGUGGGAAGGAUGGCACUGUGGGUCGGUCACUCAGUUCAAACUACUUUCUGGAAUUAUUUGUACAAAGGCAGGUACAUCUGAAUAACCACAAGCUGUAAUUUUAUUUCAUCUUAAUUAGCUGUGGCCUGAAAUAGGAAAUAGUGAUCAGAUUUCAGUGUUAUUUGGACAUUUGCAUCAGUGUAGCUGUACUCAAAACUGUUGUCUUAAUAAUGGUUAAAAAUGGGGGGAUGAAGCUAAUAUUUGCCUUAACAUAUUUGUUCAGACAUUUCCAAGAUUACAGUAUCCCUGUUCUGAAAUGUUUGUGGUUUAACCUGCACAGUUCAAAGCGUUCUCAGACUAUUUCUGUACAUGUCUUUUAGUUUGAAGGAAAGUUCAGUUACUGGAUAGUUGUUGUGCAACAGUUGUUUAAUCUGUGUUGUUCUUGUUUUUUUCCCCAUGUAUGUUUUAAUCAUUUUCUGUUUUAGCUUGUUUUGUCAGAUAAUCAAUAACUGUAAAGGAAUUUAAUUCACUAUCCAAUCCUAUCAAGCACCACUAUCAAAAGAAUCAUUUGCAGAAAUCUAUACAAAAUAAUGCGCUUUGCUUCUCUUGAUUUCUCAAUGCAAAUACCUACUCAAUUGUGACAUAUUUAGCUGCUCUUUUGUGUAAGUUAAAUAUACGUUUUUUACAUUUGGUAUUCUGGGAUGUUUGAAGGAUUUGAGACUAGCAACAGUUGCUUUGUCUUGGCACAUAUGAACAUUUCCAAGAAAGGAAUAUUUAUCAACACUGACUAUAUGAAAAAUGAGAAUUGUAAGCCCAGACAGUGUUUCAAGCAUUAAAUAUCAUCAAAGCUAAAAAUGCUGGAUUCUUAAAGCCUGUCUUACCUACAGAAAUUUUUCAUUAUUCUGGCUGUUUCAGGACCAGGACCAGACCUCACACUCUUUUAUGAUUUAUUUGUCAAUAUGCAUUUUGAUGAGCUUAGAAAAUGUGCUACAUAGCUUCACCCAACUUGAGAAAAUGUCCGAUCAAAAAUAACUGAAAACAACUGUACUUUGUUCUGGUACUGGAUCUGAAUAUCAAUCGUGCCUGGUUCAGUUGUAUUUAAAAACAAGAGCACAAGAACUGCUCAGAUAUAGAAAACUAUUUAUUUGUGUUUCACUGAAUUUUUUCUUCAAAAACAAAAACAAAAAGGUACUGAAACAUUUUUAUUAAUGAUGGCAGGAUGGAAUCGCUACAUAACACCAUUCAGACCACAACACCUUAAAAGUAAUAACAAUUUACAGAACUAAUUCAAGUUAAGGGCUUCCCAUUUACCACAUAAGUAGUGUUGGUCAAUUGUACAAUAAAUAUGUAAUCAUCCCUGGGAAAAAUAUCAGUCUAAUCAUAGUAUGAAUGAAGAUAUUUGUACUAUUCAUGUUAACAUGUUGUUUUUGGGAAACGAGACCCUUGGUGAAAGGAACUUCUCAAGUGCUAACAGUGAUGUUUUUUUUUUUACUCUUGCAGGAGCUAACUACUGAAGGUGCCUUUUCCAUUCAAAGAGCAGAGCCACUCUGCAUGUAACUAUCAUUGGUAUUUGGAAAAAAAAAAAUACUUGGGCCAGCAGUCUUUACACAUCUGUAGUUUCACAGUCUUCAAAGUGCUUUGUUGAUAAUGUUUAGAUUAAAUUGGUAUCGGAUGUCUUGUAAAAUGUAUGAAGUGUAUUGGCGCUGACAUGAUAUCAAUUAAAACAGAACAUUUUUCCAGACAUGAAAAUUCAGCAUUUUAAAAAUGCUAGGUUUUUCAAGACACCAAUUACCAUCUAGUGUUAGCUAUUUGCAUACAUGUAUAUCUGAAAGAAUGGCCUGGAUUUUGUUUUAAUUUUUGUUUCCAGCCCAGCAAACUGUUUCCACAUAUUUCAUACAGGUGCGCUGAAUUGGUUUGUUGGAACUGGAAAAACAAUGUCUCAAUGGAAAUGUGAAAUCAAACAUUUUGCCAAGCAUAAAUCACUGCAAUUGAUCUACCAAGGAGAACAAAUUUCUUUAUUUAUUGCUUUUGUAUGUGUUUGUCCUUUUAUGGAAUUCAUCUUUGCAUAGUUUGUUCAUUCUUUUCGCAAAACUCAAAAGUAUGGUGAAAGGGAAAUGGAAUAUAUUUUUGCAAUUUUUGAUGGUGGAUGCUUUAUCACAAUGUCAUCCUCUUUAAAAAAAAAAAGCUUUCAGAAAAAAAGUGUCUCAGUAUAAUUGAAAAAUAAAGCUCUUUUCAAUUCAA